CAGAGUUCCUUUAGGAAUUACCUCAUUUCCGGCUUGAGAAUGGCGGUGGCGGCGCGCUCUUUAGUGCAAUACGUGGUACUGAGGGGCGACUUGUUACGCGAGCCUUUCUCGUGGCCGUUGGGGGCCUCGGUGGCUCAGGCUUGCCACGCGGCUUUGGCCGUGGUCCACGCAUACUACGAGCACCCAGACACCGCGGCUUAUCUAGCCCAGGAUGGCAGCAUGAGGACCGUGGUGCUGGAGGCUCCAGAUGAGUGUGCCUUGAGCACAUUAGCAGACAGACUGCAACAGAAUGGCAUUGAUCAUAAAGUCUGGAUAGAACAACCAGAAAACAUAGCUACUUGCAUUGCCCUCCGUCCUUACCUGAAGGAGCAUGUACAUCAUCAUCUAAAGAAUUUCAAACUCUUGAAAUGAUCCUUUUUCUCUCUAGCCACGAACACAGUUGACCAGAUAAAAGUAUAUUUCACUUGGCUUUUUCAGUCUCCCUUUGCAAUAUAAUGGAAGCAUUAUGAGAUGCAAGAAUUUACUUCAAUCAGAGCAUUUCAUAAAGAUACUAAAAAAUAAUGGAUUCAUAUCAUUAGGAGGCAAGGCAUCUCAUGGUAUGGCCUAACACAGCUUUCUCAAUUUAAGAGGAAACUUUGGGUGCCUUAAUAUUAUUGAAGAGGGGAUUCAGGGUAUUAAAUCACCCAGAAGUGCUUUAUUGCUGAGAUGGGUGGCAUAUAAAUUUAAUAAUCAGGAUUUGAUUGCUUAUUCAGAUUUACAUUAGAAAAUAUUUUGGAUAGCAAAAUAUUCUAAUUUCUUUUAUCUGCACUAAUACUACUAUAGUGGUAGUUCAUAGAUGCAGAAAGAACACUUCUGAGCUUUUAGAAAGCUUUUGACAAAAUCUCAAUAAAAACAUAAAAUUCAUGAAUAAAGAAGAUGAGGCCUCUUAACACUAGUCCUAUGUACUUUAAAGCAGAAAAAUAUUUCUGCAAAAACUUUAAUAGCAUGUAAUUCAUUUAAGACAGUUAUUUUGAUUUUAUACUGUAUAUCCCAAGUGGAUGUAUUGAAUAAUGCAUUCCAUAUUUCUAUAUUGAAAUCAUGGUCUGUGUUGAAAUAUUUUAUUAGCCUCCUGCUGAAAAAGAUUAUGGCUUUAUUAUGGCUGUGGUUUGGGGCUGCUUUCAUAGCCGGGAUUGGCUAAUCAACAGCUGAAAAACUAUUAAUUAAAUAUGUAUAAACUUGGAUGAAUUAAACUAAGUGAAGUGA
Molecule: messenger RNA, 1242 nt
Organism: Crotalus tigris (Tiger rattlesnake)
Lineage: Eukaryota; Metazoa; Chordata; Lepidosauria; Squamata; Viperidae
Gene: PTRHD1
Product: peptidyl-tRNA hydrolase domain containing 1
Exons: 2
Coding region: 40-411 (123 amino acids)
Molecular function (GO): peptidyl-tRNA hydrolase activity
Source: RefSeq, a predicted model, not a curated record